AUGCCGAUCGACCGUAGCCCGGGUACAAGUAGCGCGAGUGCGUCGACGUCAAAUGUGACGGCAUCAGAGAUAGCGGCGCUGAAAAGAAAGCGCGGAAUAAUAAAGGGUUCGUGCACGCGGAUAGAAACGUUCGUGAAUAGCGUGAACGCGGUAGAUGACGAUGCACGAGCGCAAUUGGAAGUAAGGCGCGCGUGCUUAGACCCAAUAAGGGAAGAUUACUGCAAGGUGCAGUCGCAAUUAGAGGCAAUAGACGAGGCCGAAAUAGAGGACAGAGACGCGUUCGAAGACAAGGUAUAUUCGUUGUGCGCGAGAAUGCAGCGAUUAUUGCGAAAUGACAGCGGUCAAAAUAGUCCGCGGGCCUCCACGCCAGUAUCAGCGCGAUCCGAGAGCGAAGCCGCAACAUACGUCCGUUUACCAAAAUUAAAUUUACCGUCUUUUUCCGGAAAGUACGAGGAAUGGUUCCCGUUCCAUGACACUUUUAUUUCGGUCAUACAUAAUAACAAAACAUUAUCUGACAUACAAAAAUUUCAAUAUUUACGGGCGUCGUUGACGGGUACAGCUCUCGACAUCGUCAAAACAUUAGAGAUAUCAAAUAACAAUUACGACCUUGCGUGGAAUAUUUUAAAAGAGCGUUAUAAUAAUAAGCGUGUAAUCGUGCAGACACACAUAAAAGCGAUAUUCGAAUUAACGGCGAUUACGAAAGAAAGCGCGAGUGGCAUUCGGCAGCUGGCGGACGGUGCGGCGGCACACGUGCGCGCGUUAACUGCAUUGGACUGCAACGCCGACAAAUGGGACGCGUUGUUAAUACAUAUAAUUACGUCCAAAUUAGAUCACGGGGGGGGAAUUGAGAAUUCGCGGGCCGCCGGCUCAGCGGCGGACGGUUCGACUCCGAUUGCGGGCGACCCUGCCGUCGUGGUCGCGCACGGCGCGGUCGGGGGUGACGGCGCGGAGCCCUUACUGUCAACAGCGGUUGUUUACGUUUACGGCGCGGACGGUUCGCGGAUGUCAUGCCGUGCCUUGCUGGAUGCAGGAGCACAGGCGAAUUUUAUUUCAAAUAAAUUCGUGGCAAAGUUGAGAUUAAAAACAUUGCCUACGGAAUUGUCAAUAUCGGGCCUAUUCGGAUCGAUGUCCGUCUUAAAUCGGAUGGCGCGAGUCAGAUUCCGGUCGCGACUGAGUUCGUUCGAGGCCGAGCUGGACUGCGUUGUCACCGACCGAAUCGCGGAUAGAGUUCCGGCGAGCACACUGAGGCGUCAGGCCUUCAGGCUGCCGCCCGGCAUCGAUCUAGCGGAUCCGAAAUUUAACAUAUCUUCCGACAUCGAUUUAUUGAUCGGGAUCGACUUAUUUUGGCGGCUGGCGUGCGUGGGCCAAAUUCAUGCGACAUCCAAGCACCCUCUUUUACAAAAAACACGUCUUGGCUGGGUUUUGGCCGGGCGUACGGGUGGGGGCACCUCACGAUCGAGCGCCAAAUUGCGUGCGUUACACGCGACGAUUAAUAACGCGCAGCUCCACGAACGAGUUGACCAAUUUUGGAGGAUCGAGGAAUUAGCGGAUUCUAACGGUUAUACCCGCGACGAGCAGGCUUGCGAAAGUCACUUUAUGACGAACGUGUCGACGAACGAUGAAGGCCGAUAUAUCGUGAAAUUGCCGCUAAAAGAGGACAUAUUUCAACGGCUCGGCGAAUCGCGCGAAACAGCGAUAAGGCGUUUUCUUGCGCUCGAGAAGCGGCUCAACCGCGACCCGGGUUUGAAGCGCUCCUACGCGAAUUUCUUACGCGAAUAUCAAUCGUUGGGGCACAUAAGAAUCGCACCUGCAAGGUCGAUCGAAGGUAAACCUGUAUAUCUGCCGCAUCACGGAGUAAUAAAGGGGAUCGGUCCAUGCGCGAAGUUGCGCGUGGUUUUCGAUGCCUCGUGCAAAACCAGCACGGGAGUUUCGCUCAAUGAGGCUUUACGAAUAGGUCCGGUGAUUCAACAAGAAUUGAUAACAAUAUUAAUGCGGUUUCGAACGUUCGUAUAUGUCUUUGUGGCGGACAUAAUCAAAAUGUAUCGUCAGAUACUGCUGCACAAAUCGCAGACGCAUCUGCACAGGAUAGUGUGGCGAGAGGACUCUGGAGCGCCGAUCGGCGAAUACGAAUUGCUGACGGUCACGUACGGUACGAGUUCGGCGUCGUUCCUGGCCACCAGGUGCCUUCAGCAUCUGGCACAAAAACAUGCGGACGAAUUCGCGAUCGGGUCGGGAUGCGUGCUCCGGGAUUUUUACGUCGACGACCUGCUCACCGGCGCUAACACCCUGUCGGAGGUGAGGCGCGUACGCGAGGAGACGGUUGCGCUACUGAAGCGCGGAAGGUUCGAGCUCGGCAGGUGGGCAUCAAACUGCCGAGAAUUAUUGAAGGACGUGGAGGGUGCAACGGAUGCGAGCGUGUCUCUGGGCGGGGACUCGAGCUCUAAGAUCCUGGGAAUUGCGUGGGAUCCCGUUAUCGAUAGUUUUAAAUUCGAUUAUGAGAGCGGAUCGCCUGCCAAUUGCAUAACCAAGCGAACGAUUUUAUCAGAGAUCGCGAGCCUUUUCGAUCCGUUGGGGCUACUGGGGCCAUUGACGGUAGUAGCAAAAUUAAUUCUGCAAGACACAUGGCAGACGCAGGUCGGAUGGGAUGAGUCGCUGCCGCAGGACAUACAUACGCGUUGGCUGGGAAUAAAACAGCAAUUGACGAAUCUCGGUGAGUUACGCGUGCCGCGUUUCGUGGGCCGCGUGAUCGAUGCCGGGGGUGUGCAGCUGCACGGCUUUUGCGACGCGAGCGAGCGUGCCUAUGGUGCGUGCGUGUACGUGAGAGCGUACAAUUCCGGAGAAUGCCGAGUGCGGUUGUUGGUCUCGAAAUCGCGAGUCGCGCCUAUGAGGGCAAUAUCAUUACCGCGCUUAGAGCUGAGCGCGGCGCUACUGUUGGCAAAAUUGAUAGAAAAGGUUCGAGAAUCGGUCGGACUUCCCGCCGCGGGGGUGGUUCUGUGGUCGGACUCCACCAUUACAUUGCAAUGGAUUCAGUCUUCGUCGCGAAAAUGGAGCGCGUUCGUCGCGAAUCGAGUCGGGGAGAUACAGCGCUUGACCGAGGGCGCGGAUUGGCGGCACGUGCCGUCCGCGGACAACCCGGCCGAUAUAUUAUCGCGUGGCGCGGACUUGGCGGCUCUGGCUGUGUCUGGUCUAUGGUGGGAAGGACCGGCGUACCUUCGACUUAACGAGGGACAUUGGCCGAUUAGAAACAUCGAGAUAUCGGGAGAACUGCCCGAGCAGAAAAGGGUGAUCGCUGCCGUGGCGGUCGGAGAUCGAUCGAUAGUCUCGGGUUUAUUGGAGAGAUUUUCGAGCCUGGAGAAAAUACUGCGAAUAAUAUCAUAUUGUUUGAGAUUCGGUCGUGCGCGACGGGCUGAGGAGAUCGGGUCAUUGAUAUCGCAUCGGGAGAUGACCGCGGCCAUGCAAGUCGUGGUGCGUUGUGUGCAGCGCGGGUCGUUCCCGGGGGAAUAUCGCAGUUUGGGCGAGGGCCGGAGCAUCGACGGCGGGAGUCGCAUAUUAUCAUUGUCACCGUUUAUGGACGAGUGUGGCGUCAUUCGCGUUGGAGGUAGAAUAAGCAGGGCGGCGUUGCCGCCGGAUGCGGUGCACCCCAUGCUGCUGCCGAAAAGCCACGCUCUUACAACGCUAAUUAUUCGAGGAGAGCACGUUAGGAGCUUGCACGCGGGACUGCAGGCCACGAUAUGCGCGGUGCGUCAGCGCUAUUGGCCCUUGGCGGCACGUUCAGCGGUUCGCAGGGUGUUACGCGAAUGCGUAGCGUGCUUCAGGUGUAGGCCGGCAGCAUCUCAGGCGGUGAUGGCGGAUUUGCCUGGGCCACGGGUAAACGUAUCAAGGCCAUUCACGCAUACGGGCGUGGACUAUGCCGGCCCGAUAUUUAUAAAAGAAUCCAAGCGGCGCAACGCCAGGAUGCUAAAGGCUUACAUCGCCGUCCUCGUGUGCUUCGCGACCAAGGCUGUACAUUUGGAGGUCGUAAGCGAUCUCACGGCGGACGCCUUCUUGGGGGCGUUUAAAAGAUUUAUGUCGCGAAGAGGCAGGCCGGCGUGCGUGUACUCCGACAAUGGCACGACAUUUAUCGGAGCCAAUAGGCAAAUUAGAGAAAUAUACGAGGUAAUCAGUAGCCCUGAAGGGCAGGAAAACGUGCGUCAGUUCGCGCGGCGGAACGAGUUCGUUUGGAAGUUUAUACCGCCCCAUGCCCCACAUUUCGGGGGGCUAUGGAAAGCAGCGGUGAAAUCCGCGAAAUUAAUCUAA
Nylanderia fulva is the source of this 4296-nucleotide messenger RNA. The record is from RefSeq and is a predicted model, not a curated record. NCBI's taxonomy places the organism in Eukaryota, Metazoa, Arthropoda, Insecta, Hymenoptera, Formicidae.